CGUCGGAGCUACACGCGAACCGUACUGAACUGUCCUGACUGCACCCAACUCCGAAGCGAAAUGACAACAAGCCAAACGAGAGGUUGAGUGACGGAACGCCGGAAUUGUUAAACGAACGUUUUUUAAGCUUCCAGUUGUUUCAAGAACAAGUAGCGGCGUCCAACGAGCAUGGCUAAGCAUCAUCCGGAUUUGAUCUUCUGUCGCAAACAACCGGGAGUCGCUAUCGGUCGGCUGUGCGAAAAAUGCGACGGCAAAUGCGUCAUCUGCGACUCUUACGUGAGGCCGUGCACUUUGGUUAGAAUAUGUGACGAGUGCAAUUAUGGUUCUUAUCAGGGACGUUGCGUGAUAUGCGGCGGUCCCGGCGUGUCCGACGCGUACUACUGUAAAGAAUGCACGAUACAAGAAAAAGAUAGAGAUGGCUGUCCCAAGAUAGUCAAUUUGGGAAGCUCAAAGACGGAUCUCUUCUAUGAAAGGAAGAAAUAUGGAUUUAAAAGAAGAUAAUUAUAUAGAACUUUUCUACAUAUAAUGUUACAAGGGUGCCAGGUAAUUUAUUAUUUUUAUAACUGUAGGCAUCAUGAUGGUGACACAAUCUUGUUUUGUACAAUAUUACAGAUAAUUGUGGAUUUCCUUAAUUUUAAAUUUUACGCAAUGCUCUGUAAACUAUGUAAACUCGAAUAUAAGUCGAGACAAAGUUAUCCUAACAAAAACAUUUUGUAAAAAUAAACUUUCAAUUUGUUACAUGA
Molecule: messenger RNA, 743 nt
Organism: Solenopsis invicta (red fire ant)
Lineage: Eukaryota; Metazoa; Arthropoda; Insecta; Hymenoptera; Formicidae
Gene: Phf5a
Product: PHD finger-like domain-containing protein 5A
Exons: 3
Coding region: 169-501 (110 amino acids)
Biological process (GO): mRNA splicing, via spliceosome
Cellular component (GO): precatalytic spliceosome; catalytic step 2 spliceosome; U2 snRNP
Source: RefSeq, a predicted model, not a curated record